AUGCGGGCCUCCGUCGAGGAGGCGGGCGCGCUCCUGGCGCGGAGCGACUCGGCCGGCCGCCGCCGCCGCUCCUCGUCGCCCGUGCAGACCGCGCCCCCGAGGCCCGGUAGCCUGAGGCGCCAGUCGUCGUCGUUCCGGGAGGACGUGGGGCACGCCGCCUCCGAGACUUACCUCGUCUCGCGCCUCACCUUCACCCUCCUCCAGUACCUCGGGUUAGGUUACCGAUGGAUGUCACAACUCCUUUCACUCACAAUCUAUGCAAUUUUACUUAUGCCAGGAUUCCUACAAGUUGGAUAUUACUAUUUCUUUUCGAGCCAGGUUCGUAGAAGUGUAGUCUAUGGAGACCAACCCAGAAACAGGUUGGAUCUAUACAUACCAGAAGAUAAUAGUAGGCCCUGCCCAGUGAUGGCCUUUGUAACUGGUGGAGCAUGGAUUAUUGGUUACAAGGCAUGGGGUGCUCUUCUAGGACGACGAUUGGCAGAGCGAGGAAUAAUAGUUGCUUGCAUUGAUUACAGAAAUUUCCCACAAGGUACAAUAGGCGACAUGGUUCAUGAUGCUUCUCAGGGUAUUUCUUUUGUGUGCAACAACAUCGCCAGCUAUGGAGGAGAUCCUAAUCAGAUCUACUUGAUGGGUCAGUCAGCAGGUGCACAUAUUGCUGCCUGUGCCCUCAUGGAGCAAGCAGUAAAAGAAUCUGGUGGCCAUCCUGUUUCUUGGAGUGUUACCCAAAUCAAAGCAUACUUCGGUUUAUCUGGAGGAUACAACAUACAUAAUUUGGUUGACCAUUUCCACGAGCGUGGUCUUUAUCGCUCAAUAUUCCUCAGCAUAAUGGAAGGAGAGGAAUCAUUGUCACGAUAUUCUCCUGAAAUUGUUGCCAAGACGUCAAGUGCUGAAACCGUAGCUCUUCUGCCUCUUAUUGUUCUUAUGCAUGGAACUGGAGAUUAUUCAAUACCAUCAUCUGCCAGCCUUCUCAAUUUCAUGUUACGAGCUACUCUAUCUUCCAUGCGCAGUCAAACUUUUGCUGACGUCCUGCAACAAGUUGGUGCUCAAGCAAGGCUUGUAAUACGUUUUCUGCGCCUCGUUCCAAAAUCCUGUGGGAUGAAUGAGCCGCUACUGCCGGAGUUCUCGGUUGGUAGCCAUGGCUGUUGCGUGACCUCGGUCUCCGGCGCGGGGUGGGCCGUGGGCGGUCUCAGCUGCCGGUGGUGGCAAGUAGGGGGUGACGCAUUCGGCCACGCCGGCGCUUCCAUGCACCUCUGUCUCCAGCUUCCUCCUCAUCAUCGAUUGCCACAUGCGAAUGCCAGAACUACCCUGGAAGCUAGGAAGGGUGUUGGCAAGGCUUUUAUCACUGCCUUCCGCUCUGGCGCUGUUAUGGGUUUCCUGCUUGCAUCAAGUGGGCUUGUGGUUCUGUACAUCACCAUUAAUGUAUUUAAGUUGUAUUACGGUGAUGACUGGGAGGGUCUUUUUGAGUCCAUUACUGGUUAUGACCUUGGUGGGUCAUCCAUGGCUCUCUUCAGAAGAGUUGGUGGAGGCAUCUACACAAAGGCUGCUGAUGUUGGUGCCGAUCUUGUUGGAAAGGUGAUUGCUGAUAAUGUCGGUGACAAUGUUGGUGACAUUGCUGGAAUGGGAUCUGAUCUCUUUGGGUCAUAUGCUGAGUCUUCCUGUGUUGCCCUUGUUGUUGCGUCUAUUUCAUCUUUCGGAAUCGACCAUGAUUUCACUGGGAUGUGCUACCCACUCCUUGUUAGCUCUGUUGGUAUCAUCGUCUGCUUGAUCACCACCCUUUUUGCUAAUGAUUUCUUUGAAGUCAAGGCUGUGAAGGAAAUUGAGCCUGCACUUAAGAAGCAGCUAAUCACCUCCACCGUCCUGAUGACUGUUGGUAUUGCUGUAAUCAGCUGGUUGGCCCUUCCAGCUGUUCACCAUCUACAACUUCGGGGCUUGUUCUUCUGUGUUGCAAUUGGUCUGUGGGCUGGUCUGAUUAUUGGUUUUGUCACAGAAUACUACACUAGCAAUGCAUACAGUCCUGUGCAAGAUGUCGCUGAUUCAUGCAGAACUGGUGCUGCCACUAAUGUCAUUUUUGGUCUCGCUCUUGGAUACAAGUCGGUUAUCAUCCCGAUUUUCGCUAUCGCUAUUAGCAUCUAUGUCAGUUUCUCCAUUGCUGCAAUGUACGGCAUCGCAGUUGCCGCUCUUGGUAUGCUGAGCACAAUAGCAACUGGUCUUGCUAUUGAUGCUUAUGGUCCCAUCAGUGGCAAUGCUGGUGGUAUUGCUGAGAUGGCUGGAAUGAGCCACAGAAUCCGUGAGAGAACUGAUGCUCUUGAUGCUGCUGGCAACACAACUGCUGCUAUUGGAAAGGGAUUUGCCAUUGGUUCAGCUGCUCUUGUGUCCCUGGCGCUUUUUGGCGCCUUCGUCAGCAGAGCUGGAGUGACGGUUGUCGAUGUCCUCUCCCCGAAGGUUUUCAUUGGUUUGAUUGUUGGAGCCAUGCUUCCCUACUGGUUCUCUGCCAUGACCAUGAAGAGUGUUGGAAGUGCCGCCCUGAAGAUGGUGGAGGAGGUCCGCAGGCAGUUCAACACCAUUCCUGGGAUAAUGGAGGGAACUGCCAAGCCCGACUAUGCAACCUGUGUGAAGAUCUCCACUGAUGCUUCCAUCAAGGAGAUGAUUCCCCCAGGUGCUCUGGUCAUGCUCACUCCCCUCAUUGUUGGAACCCUCUUCGGUGUUGAGACUCUUUCUGGCGUUCUUGCUGGUGCCCUGGUUUCUGGAGUGCAGAUUGCCAUCUCUGCUUCCAACACCGGUGGUGCAUGGGACAAUGCCAAGAAGUACAUUGAGGCUGGUGCCAGCGAGCACGCGAGGACCCUUGGCCCCAAGGGAUCUGACUGCCACAAGGCUGCUGUGAUCGGUGACACCAUUGGUGACCCCCUGAAGGACACCUCGGGCCCGUCCCUCAACAUCCUCAUCAAGCUCAUGGCCGUGGAGUCCCUCGUGUUUGCCCCCUUCUUCGCCACCCAAGGUGGCAUUCUGUUCAAGUAUCUGUAA
Molecule: messenger RNA, 3021 nt
Organism: Miscanthus lutarioriparius
Lineage: Eukaryota; Viridiplantae; Streptophyta; Magnoliopsida; Poales; Poaceae
Source: the annotation of a GenBank genome assembly